Molecule: messenger RNA, 2816 nt
Organism: Zootermopsis nevadensis
Lineage: Eukaryota; Metazoa; Arthropoda; Insecta; Blattodea; Termopsidae
Gene: CstF64
Product: cleavage stimulation factor subunit 2 CstF64
Biological process (GO): mRNA 3'-end processing
Cellular component (GO): mRNA cleavage and polyadenylation specificity factor complex
Molecular function (GO): mRNA binding
Source: RefSeq, a predicted model, not a curated record
GAACAUGUUAAAUUUUUGUGACUGUCAGAAUGAUUUUUUUUCUAAACUUCCAUUUCCGAACAUUACCACAAUUUCGAAGGAAUUAUUACUUAUCUAAAAAGUAUGAUUUUUCCCUGCAGUCUGGGAACAGUUCAAAUAUAUUUCAAGUUUCUCUGCGUUUACUUCUAGAUCAACUGCCUUAUUAGCACUUCUGUACUUUUCUUGAUGAUAUCUAUGUUCUUGCCCAAUAAAUCAGAAGUUUCCUCGGGCCAACAGCCCCAUGAAUAUAGUUACAAUCCAACGUUCCGAAGAGAGUUUUCAUCAUCAGAGUUGUUCAUGAUUUGUAUGCAAAGGGCUCAAUCAUCGCCUUGGUGAUGGAGAUAGCAAGCACCUCCGAAACGUCUGUAAAUGUCCUCGGACGCGGCGCAACAUCCGACAAAUCACAGACUGCAUACGUUGAAGUCGAUCAACAAGCGCACUGUGCGCAGCUACGUGUUAUUAUUUCGCCAAACGUUGGUAGCGCAGAUACUCAGCUUGUAUGUUGGUUGUAAUGUGUAAAUAGUAGUUGAUUUCUAACCCCGGUGUAAAUAGGUUGGGGAAGUUGUUUACGUUCUUGUGUUUAGGCUGAAGAAACGACAAGAAGAUGGCUGAUCAGAAUUUGAUGGAUAAGUCAUUACGAUCAGUUUUUGUGGGCAAUAUUCCUUAUGAAGCAACAGAAGAGAAGUUGAAGGAUAUAUUUAGUGAAGUUGGGCCAGUGCUGUCAUUCAAAUUAGUGUAUGAUCGUGAAACUGGCAAACCCAAGGGCUAUGGUUUUUGCGAGUACAAAGACCAGGAGACAGCAUUGAGUGCAAUGCGAAACCUGAACGGUUAUGAAAUUGGUGGACGAACACUACGUGUAGACAAUGCCUGCACAGAAAAGUCCCGCAUGGAAAUGCAAAGCUUGCUACAGGGACCAGUUGUGGAGAACCCAUACGGAGAAGCAGUGCAAGCUGACAAAGCGCCCGAGGCAAUCAGCAAAGCUGUGGCCUCACUGCCACCAGAACAGAUGUUUGAACUCAUGAAACAAAUGAAAUUGUGUGUUCAGAAUAAUCCCAGCGAAGCUCGUGCCAUGUUGUUGCAGAAUCCACAGCUUGCAUAUGCUCUGUUACAGGCACAGGUUGUCAUGAGGAUUGUGGAUCCCCAUACCGCUGUGAAUAUGCUACAUAAAGCUAAUCCAAUACCAACUCCUCUGCUACCGGCAGAAAAACCACCUGUACAAAUUCAGGUGCCGGUACUGCCACCAGCUCCUGUGCCAGCUCCUGCAGUUGCCGUUGUCACGCCGCGUGAUGAGGGAUGGGCAGGACCCGGCCCAGUACCGGGAGCUCCGAGAACAGGCCCUGUCCCUCCUGUGGCACAAAACCAAACUCCUUCAUUCGUGGCAUCCGAUGUGGACUUACGACCGGUGGAUCCACGUCUGUCUCGUAUGGGCGACCAAGAUCUGAGAGUCCCACCAGCUCCUCCAGUACCUGCCCCUCAGGCUCCUGCACGAGACCCAAGGGAGAAUUUUGUCCCUGAACACCUGCAACUUGUGGAUUCAUCUGAAAGCUUUCCCCGUGAUCCUCGAGUGGGAGUGGCAGAUCGGUUUUUGCCACGUGAUCCAAGGGAGAGAGUUGAUCCUCGAACUGGUGCUGCCCCCUUGCCAGUAGUGGCUCCUCGCCCACCGCAGCCUGGAGUUCCUGGUGCACUAGGUCCGCGUCCUGCAGGUGGUCCAACCGUGUCCCCAAUAAGUGCUGGUGCUUCUGAUCAAGAAAAGGCUGCACUCAUCAUGCAAGUCUUGCAGUUAUCAGAUGAACAGAUUGCAAUGCUACCACCUGAACAACGUCAGAGUAUCCUUGUCCUGAAAGAACAAAUUGCCAAGAGCACGCAGCGUUAAUACGUAACAGAAAAAUAUUUUGUUGCAUGUUCAAAACUGAUCUUAGCCCUUGUACUUUCAAUGCUUUGUGUGACAUAAUAAUUAAAAAUUAACAAAGAAUGAAAUAAAACCUAUUAAUUUAAUCAUGACACAAAGUUUGUCAAUGAAAUUUUUAGGGCACAAACAGAAAUAAUCUGGAAUUAUGUGUAACUUAACAUGAAAUUAACAUUAUCAAAAUUCAGUAAGAUUAAUUUGUGGUAUUUUUCCUGCUGCCCCCUAUUGUACUUUUAAUUCUGUGGUGUUCGGUCAAAACCUCAUUACUGAAAAAUGGCCAUUUUGAGACAAGUAUGAGUAUUGACUGAAUCUUGGUUGCUCUUUCAUUUGUGUAAUACAAAUAUCUGAUUUGUCAUAAUCACUGAAACUUUAAAAAUACUCCUGGAAAGUUGUAAUUUUGCAGUUAUUAUGUUUUGGCCAAAUACCACAUAAAUGCGUCACACUUUAGCAAAACAUGGAGUUGAAUGAUGUGUGAUGGGGCAGUGGUACACAUCUCUUCAUUUUUAACUUUACAGAAAUGCAAAAAGUAUAAGGUAGUGCACUACAGGGCACACUUCUUCUCCUCUUCUGCUAUGAGCAGGCCUGCAUCCACUAGAGGCUGCAGUAUUAAUGCAGAUCCAUCAAUUGUGAACAAUUCCACUUCUAAUGAUGGCUGUCGAGUCUACAAAAAGAAAAAAGUGGAUACUUUUUACUGUGCAGAUGUGUUGCAUGCAAAAUUUUGACUCCUCUUUCCUGAUAACGAAUGGUCUGCUUUGGACAAGAGUUGGCAAUUAUUUUUACAUGGAAGGCCAGAUGGUGCUAUUUUUAAGUGACCAUGGGGCCUCACAAGAAAAGUACUGUACUUAAAAACUGCAUUAAUAAUAAAUACUAUGGACAAGAUAUCCUGAACUCA